GCCGUGCGUCGCGGCGUGAUGACGUCAAGGACGCGCCUGGCGUGGCGUGCCCGGCGUGCGCAGUUGCGUUUCGGCGCCUGGGUCCCAGCUCCUGAGCUGAGGGAGAGGCGUGUAGUGCUGUUGGCCGCGAUGUUACAGGCUGUCGGAGCCGCGGAAGAGGAAGAGGAGCAGACGGAGGAGGACUGUCCUGAGUUGGUCCCCAUUGAGACGAAGCCAAGAGAGGAGGAGGAAAAGUCUGGCCUCGGCGCUAAGAUCCCAGUCACAAUUAUCACCGGGUAUUUAGGUGCUGGGAAGACAACACUUCUGAACUAUAUUCUGACAGAGCAACAUAGUAAAAGAGUAGCAGUUAUUUUAAACGAAUUUGGGGAAGGAAGUGCAGUGGAGAAAUCCUUAGCUGUCAGCCAAGGUGGAGAGCUCUACGAAGAAUGGCUGGAACUUAGAAACGGUUGCCUCUGCUGUUCAGUAAAGGACAAUGGCCUUAGAGCUAUUGAGAAUUUGAUGCAGAAGAAGGGGAAAUUUGAUUACAUACUAUUAGAGACCACUGGGUUAGCAGAUCCUGGUGCUGUAGCUUCUAUGUUUUGGGUUGAUGCUGAAUUAGGAGUUGAUAUUUAUCUUGAUGGUAUCAUCACUGUUGUGGAUUCAAAAUAUGGAUUAAAACAUUUAGCAGAAGAAAAACCUGAUGGCCUUAUCAAUGAAGCUUCUAGGCAAGUUGCUUUGGCAGAUAUCAUCAUCAUCAAUAAAACAGACUUGGUGUCAGAAGAGGAUUUAAACAAAUUAAGAACAACCAUUAGAUUAAUAAAUGGACUGGGAAAAAUUUUAGAAACAGAAAGAUCAAGAGUUGAUCUCUCUAAUGUAUUAGAUCUGCAUGCCUUUGACAGUCUCUCUGGAGUAAGUUUGCAGAAAAAACUUCAACAUUUGCCAACAGCACAACCUCACCUUGAUCAGAGUGUUGUCACAGUCACAUUUGAAGUGCCAGGAAAUGCAAAGGAAGAAAGUCUGAAUGUAUUUAUUCAGAAUCUUCUGUGGGAAAAGAAUGUGAGAAACAAGGAUGAUGCCUGCAUGGAAGUCAUACGACUAAAGGGGCUGGUGUCAAUCAAAGACAGACCACAACAAGUGAUUGUCCAAGGUGUCCAUGAGCUCUAUGAUCUGGAGGAGACUCCAGUGAGCUGGAGAGAUGACACUGAGAGAACAAAUCGAUUGGUUCUUAUUGGCAGGAAUUUAGAUAAGGAUAUCCUUAAACAACUAUUUAUAGCUACUGUGACAGAAACAGAAAAGCGGUGGACAGCACAUUUCAAAGAAGAUCAAGUUUGUCCAUAACACUGCAAGCAUUUCUUAUCAAAAGAUCGGAUGAUAAAAUUGGCAAUAAGUGUCUCUUACUGGCUGCAUUUCAAGCAUCUUUUUUGGCAUUACUUCUGUUAUAAAUUGCAAUGUACUAAUGUACUUUAAAAUAGUAUUUAUUUUAUAUAAUACAUAAGAUAUAGUAAAUCAGUACUGUAAAACAUUUGAUAUUCAUUCAGUAAAAUAUAAUGUCCUUAAAGUGUUUUUUUUGGAGAUAGAUAUUUCACAAAAAGGUCUUUUAGAAUUGGCUUUAGAGUUUGCAUAGGCUGAAUUUCUCACCCAGGAAGGUUAUGUAAUAAUAAUGAUAAAACUUCAACCUUGUCAUUUGCCCUUAGAACUUCAGCUCAUUGCAUACAUGUCAUAAUUUUAUUAUUAUUAAGAAUUUUACAAAACAAAUAAUGUCACUAUUUUUAUCAAAUGAAAUAAGAGGUUUGUUGUGGCUAGAAGCUUAUAAGUGGAAGAAAUCCGAGUCAAAGAAAUUAAAUGAAACCAUCUCUUAGUCACUUCUAAGCCUUGCUGGUAGUCACUGUAUUGAAACUUCAGCCAUUCACUUUAUGUUUAGAAGAUUCCAGUUUUAGAGCUCUUACUUUUAAAUUCAUCUUGGUUUUUUUGAACAAUUUUAAUGUUCAGUGUAAGCUCAAAAGUAACCAGGUACAAAACUUCAGGUAUAACUACAAUUAACUUUUGAUAAUUUAACAAUCUUUAUAUAAAUGGUUGGUGUGUGAAUAUACAAUGGCUUACUUUUCUCCCUUUUCUGCUAAAGGCCAGGUGAGCAUAACUGUAUUCAAAUUGUAAGAGAAAGGCGUUAGAUGGAAUUUAAGGAAGAGCUUUCCUAAAAUAAUGGUUGUUAAAUAUCAGAAGGCUAUGAAAAUGGCUUUUGGAAUUUUGUUUCAGAACAUUAAGUAAAAGAGUUACAUCUGUGUAUCUUGAAUGGCUCCAGUGGUUGGAGGCAGGCUAAUUAUUGAAAUGAUGUGUCUCCUUUUCGGUGCAUUCUAUAUCUUUUUUAUGUAACCACUCUGUAUUCAUCUACUUGCUUCUUGAAUCCAUUCUCUUAAUUCAUAGUUGACAGAAUACACUUAUUUUAUGGCAGCAAAUUGCCCACUAGGAAGUCAGCUGAGUUUUGAGUCAGGUGUGGGCUUUAUUCCAGCUCUGCUGCUUCUUGGCUGUGUAAUCUUGGGCAAAGUAUUUUCUCUGAGACUAGUUUCCUUAUUUAUAAAGUGGACGGUAAUAAUAUCAACCAUUCAAGAUUGUUAUGAGGAUGAAAUAGUUUUGUAGUGCACCCAACUUAGCUCCUGGCACACAGCAGAGCCUAGAUAAAUGUUUUCUUCUUCUACACAAUUUAAAUUAGUCUUAUAAUUAAUGUGGUCAUGAUAAUAUGUAAUGUUCUUUGGCAAAUAAGUGUCUAGAUUCAUCUGUUCUAGAGCAUGAGAAAGGGCUUAUAAUUAAGUGUCCUGUUGUGGGAGAAAUGUUUGAAGUAGUCGUAAUGUAUACUCUUAAAAAUCCGUAUUUAUAAAACUCAUAAAUAUUUGAUUUUUUCCUUUAAAAUCAAGUAAAUUAAUCUUUAGAUAUUUUCCAUUAUGUAAGUAUUGCAUGAAUACAUUCGGGUUGUGAAAGUGCACGUAUUACAGAUGUAGUCACUCUCCCCUGGCCUUUGCCCUUUGGUCACUGUCACUUCUUAGGGGUAAGCAGUGGUGUCAGUUUAAUUUCUCUCCUUUUAGAUGUUUUUUUCACUUACACAUUAUGAUUUACAUUGUUUCCCAAAGUGAUUUAUUUUCCAGUGAUUAGAACCAUAAUUUAAGCGAUUUCUUCAGGAAGCUUACAAACUUGCUGUAAAUAUCCUCAAGGAAAGGUUUUGUGUGUUUUAAAUAAUACAUCAUUUUUUAUAGGUUGUAAGAGUUUGCUUUUUUAGAAACUCAAUUAUUAGUCUUAGAUCUUUCCAUGAUGGUGAAUCUAAAUAUGUCUUAUUCCUUAACUACUGCAUAGAAAUUCAUAGUAUAGCAUAGAUUGCAUUAAUUUUAAAAAAGCAUUUACUGAGAGCUUCCAGUUUGGCCAGGCAUUAGUGCUGGGGCUGAAACCAUACAUGUCAAGUAAAGGCCAGGUUCUCAUACUGCUUACAUUCUGGUGGAGGGACUUAAAACAAUGAGAAAAUAGGGGGCUGGCCCCGUGGCCAAGUGGUUAAGUUUGCGUGCUCCGCUGCAGGCGGCCCAGUGUUUCGUUAGUUCGAAUCCUGGGCACGGACAUGGCACUGCUCAU
This is a messenger RNA of Equus quagga, 3591 nucleotides long. Its product is annotated as COBW domain-containing protein 2. The transcript is spliced from 15 exons. Bases 19 to 1317 code for a protein of 432 amino acids. The record is from RefSeq and is a predicted model, not a curated record. Gene Ontology annotation, cellular component: cytoplasm. NCBI's taxonomy places the organism in Eukaryota, Metazoa, Chordata, Mammalia, Perissodactyla, Equidae.